AUGCCUGACUACUUUAUGCCCAUUCAGACAAUCGAUCUUAAUACACAACACAUGCUGUUUAAAAUUAACACCAUUGAACCGGGUCGUAAAUAUUUCUGGUGUUCAUGUGGUCUCAGUUUAAAACAACCAUGGUGUGAUGGAUCACACAAACCAACUCAAUUUAAACCUAUUCAAUGGAUUGCUCCAUCGAAUGUCAAUACCGGCGGCAGUGUUUACGCAUUCUGUCAGUGUAAACAAACAAAAACUGCCCCAUUAUGCGAUGGAACACACAAAUCGAUCAGGCCAAUCAUUGAACAAAGACAAACUAAUUGUCCUUCAUGUCAUGAUUCAAAAUUCAAUGCAGAACAAUGUACAAAAAAAAUCAGUCUACCAGAUGGAAAACGAUUAUUUUGUCAACAGUGUGGUUCAGUUGUAGACAGUAGUUAGUUGGACAAACUUGUCUACUACAUGCCUCUAACAUCAUCAUGGAGCAUGUUUAAGCAAAGGGAUGAAAAGACUUUUAUAAAAGCUUCAAAAUUUAUUGCACAAUUCACCCGAAUAGAUAAAUUUUCAAAGCAAUCCCUUCUCAUUUCAGAAAGUUUCGACCUAUAAAAUAAACUGUAUGUUAAUUUUAUUUAACGAUCUACAUAAUUGAGUCUGUAAUUUGUUCUGUUUGUAGUGUACGUUGAC
Molecule: messenger RNA, 669 nt
Organism: Schistosoma turkestanicum
Lineage: Eukaryota; Metazoa; Platyhelminthes; Trematoda; Strigeidida; Schistosomatidae
Source: the annotation of a GenBank genome assembly